UGACGAACUACACGUUCGGAACAAAGGACGCGCUCUUCGAGAAGGACCCGUCAGUUCCGGCGAGGUUUCAGAGGAUGAGAGACGAGUUCGAGAAGAUUGGGCAGAGAAGGAGUGUUGAGGGCGUCCUCCUCGUCCACGAACACAAACUGCCGCACGUUUUGCUGCUUCAGUUGGGAACCACUUUCUUCAAACUGCCCGGCGGUGAGCUCAACGCUGGGGAGGACGAGUUGGACGGACUCAAGCGACUCAUGACUGAAACUCUGGGCCGUCAGGACGGCGUUGUGCAGGAGUGGGACAUCGAGGACACGGUGGGCAACUGGUGGAGGCCUAACUUCGAGCCCCCGCAGUACCCCUAUAUUCCUCCGCAUAUCACGAAACCUAAAGAACAUAAGCGACUCUUUUUGGUUCAGUUGCCGGAGAAGGCGUUGUUCGCUGUGCCCAAGAACUACAAACUGGUGGCCGCGCCGUUGUUCGAGUUGUACGACAACGCCCAGGGAUACGGACCCAUCAUCUCCAGUCUGCCGCAGGCUUUGAGUCGUUUUAACUUUAUUUAUAUGUGAAUACAUCGCUACACAUGUCCUAUACAUACAGACCUAUCAUUCAUUUAUUAAUUGAUUAAACAUUAAAGCAAUUGCUUAAUAAUUUUUGUAUCAUUUCUUAUACUUUCCAAACAUUUAUUUAAUGCCA
This is a messenger RNA of Oppiella nova, 687 nucleotides long. The record is from the annotation of a GenBank genome assembly. NCBI's taxonomy places the organism in Eukaryota, Metazoa, Arthropoda, Arachnida, Sarcoptiformes, Oppiidae.